AAAAACACAAAAAGAUCACUCAAUUUUGCAGAUAUGUGCUUUUCAUUACACUCCAAUUUUAUGAGGGGUUCCAUUACAAUGGCCCGACAGAAUGACAACACUUCCUGUCGCCAUGGCAAUGCUGGCGCCACGUAAUAAACAAAAGCUGUCAAAUUGUUUGAAGCCGGGCCCUUGUUAGGAGAGGCUGGCGGCGGCUGAGGGGCUUUGCGGACGUCCUCGCAUUUUGAGAGCGUCUGCUCACUGGAUCAGCGUUGUUAGGAUUGCUGGAUUACCUAUAUAAGGACGAGAAAGACGGACAACGAGGCUUCUUCUAACGACUUCACCGCUGCUCUGGGAAACUACGCUGCUUGGAAUAAUAACCGCACGGACGCCUGCUGCCUUUCGUUUUUGGACCGGCUGGAACCGUCGCUAACUUGGAAUACCCGCUGGGAAGAACAUUUGCUUGUUUGGAAACACUCUUGCAACAUUGGUGACUAUUCGCAGUUGUGGCUCAACUCCUCUGUUCUUGAACGCCCAUUUUGACAAUUUGACAAGCGUUAUUAGGUGCAGUUUUUUGUUGUAUAUUCACUGUAUUUUCUGAAAUUACUACUCCGUUUAGUUGAUUUAACCAUGUUAGUUCAAGCUAGAAGGUACGAUUAAGUUCAAUGCAUAUUUCACAGGUUUUACAAUUUGUCUGCUCGGAAAUAUGCUCGUUAAAUAUUUAGAUGAUACCUACCUAUUUUGUGUUAGCUUUUCUAUCGUGUUUGUGUUGUGUUGAUGUGUGUGAGAUCAACAGCCUUGUCGCAUUUUGCUGCUUUGAAAAAAGGGGACGUUAGUCUAAAUUCACACGUAACGAUACCAUCUUUCUUUGUAAAUAUCUCAUGUUUCAAUGUGUGGCUUUUACACAGCUGCGGCAUAUGUUUGUACCAAAUGCUAUUUCCUCGACAAAUGUACUGGGUGAGGCUUAUAACCAGGUGCGCUCUCUAGGCCGGGAAUUACGGUAGUUUAAUUUGAGAUCCCUUUUUUACAUUGAGGAAGCAAACUUGUUAUUUUUUUCACGUUUGUUGGAGAGACUGUUUAAGCAUGCACUGGAAAAUCAAGACCUCCAUUUGAGGAAGUACAAGUAUUUGGAGGGAGGCAUUACUGUAUACAUGAUACUGUGUCGAAUCGAGCCUUAAACAAACAAAUCAAUCUUGUGAAAUUGGAGGUGCACUUGAAAGAGGUUUUAAUGCGUCAAGCAGAUGAAGAGCUCAUGCGUCUCGUAAAUCAAUCUCCUCCCUUCAGACACGCACAAUGCUCGUCUAUCAGCAAAAUCAGCUUUUGAUGUUGACGCUCUCCCCCGACCUUGCCGCCGCAAGGCGCAUCCACAUCCCCCGCCACAGCCAAGUUACGGCAGCCACGUGCUUGGCUCACAUGGCCCGAGGCGCUUUUAAAGCUUGCUGACCCAUAUUCAUGAGGGGCUCUCGGCUUCUCCAGGUUUUCUAUUUUCAAAACAACGCAGGACUUGGCUCCGAGCCUGCGUCCAAAACGGAAUAAAAUACCGACAUCAAGUCAGACGAGCAUGUAGACAUCAACAAUAGCUAUAUUCUCUACCGCUGGCCAGUGAUAUUUAAGUAACAAAGUAAACAUACUAUAUUACUUUACUUUACGAGAGGUUUUAGGUAUCUGUAUUUUGAAUAUGUAUUUUUCUGACGUUUCACUUUUACUCAUAACAUUUGAAAAAAAUGUGCUUUCUAUUCCUUAUUUUGUCAAAAUGGGCUCGAUACUUUUCAACCUACACAGACAACAUGUUAUAAAAAUGCCAUCAAGCCAUCCAUUUUCUUAGCCGCUUAUCCUCACAAGGGUCACGGGGCGUGCUGGAGCCUAUCCUCACUCACAAUCACACCUAGGGGCAAUUUAGAGUGUCCAAUUAAUGCUGCGAGUUUUUGGGAUGUGGGAGGACACCGCGGAGUGCCCGGAGAAAACCCACGCAGGCACUGGGUGAACAUGGGAACUCCACACAGGCGGGGCCGGGAUUGAACCCGGGACCACAGAACAAUGAAUCCAACGCUUUCUAGCGGAUCCACCGUGCCGCCCCCAUCAUCCAAGCCGCUUAUCCUUACAAGGGUUACGGGAAGGCUGAACCCUAUCCCAUCCAGCUUCUAACUUGACCUUGAACUGGUCGCCAGUCAGUCGCAGGGCAGAUAUCCACAGGUGAAAAUGAACAAAAAUCCACAAUCCAAACAAACACAAAUUAUGGAAAUAAAAAAAAACCAAAAAAAAAACGCAGUGAGUGAAAGCAACAGGCCGCAGUGUCUGCGUGUGCAUGUGUAGGUGUGUUAAUGUGUAUUUGGAAGAAAACGUGAGCAUAUGGAAACUAUUAUACGUGGGCUGAGUCAGCAUGCUGGCACAUUUGUGUGUUUGCACGUGAACGCGUGGCGUUGUCUGCCACCUCUCGGCACCGAAUUCCAGCCAAGCACCACACCCGGCCUCCGCGCGCACACACACACACAUAUACACCUGGCUGAAAGAUUACGGAAAUACACACACGGGGCUUGGAGACGGAGGAGAAACAGCAGCUGUUACCCUGGCCUUCCUGUCCGGAUGGAAGUCAAACAUCACACACUGUAAAACAGACACACGGCAUCCUCUGUCCACAUGGAAGGCCUGACGGGCUCAAACGUGACACACUUUUCAAUGUUUGCGGAGCGAAAGUUGCGGUCAAAGGACUUAAAAUAGCCACAUUUAAAAAGGUAUGGAUAUGUCAUAAACAAAAAAAAAUAUAUACACACUAUAAAUCGAGACAUGAGAGCCAAAAACGACAGGUGAAAAACUGGUUACAGAUACAAAAUGAGUACCUCAAUAAAUAAAAUCAUCUGUAGCAUCUUUCCCUGCUCUAUAACUAUUAGAUUUAAACUAUGCUUUUUAUAUAAAGAUUUUUGGACAUUAGUGACUAUUUCUCAUAUACUAUGUAGUGGUUGGUUUUAGGAGAGCUACAUAUUGUAAGCAUCCAUGGGAAAAAAAAUGCAUACUUUGUAAUCCUUCCAUUUUCUUAGCCGCUUAUCCUCACAAGGAUCGCGGGAGUGCUGGAGCCCAUCCCAGCCGUCAACGGGCAGGAGGCGGGGUACACCCCGAACCGGUCGCCAGUCAAUCAUAGGGCACAUAGAGACAAACAGUCGCACUCACAAUCACACCUAGGGGCAAUUUAGAGCACAGGUGUCAAACUCAAGGCACCGGGGGGCAGAUCUCGCCCGCCACAACUAGAGUGUCAAUUUCAAAUUGUCAUAUUACAUAAAUGAUAAAAGUUGAGAUAUUACGAGCAUUUUUGUGUUAGCAAACGUGAAUAGUUGAAAAACACAUGACCCUUGAUUUCUGAUUCCAAAACUAGUUCAUAAAUUGAUGAUGUAGAUAUGAUGAGAUGAUUACAUAUUUUUGUUUCACAGUCAUAACGGCCCCUCUGAGGGAAACCAGAACAACAACGUGGCCCGCGAGAUUUAGAGUGUCCAAUUAAUGUCGCAUGUUUUGGGGAUGUGGGAGGAAACCGGAGUGCCCACCCGGAGAAAACCCACGCAGCCACGGGCAGAACAUGCAAACUGCACACAGGCGGGUCCUGGAUCGAACCCGGGACCUCAGGACUGUGAGGUGAACACUUUCCAGCUGAUUCACCGUGCCGCCCCUUUGCAAUAUUAUUUUCAAUUGAAUUAUGUGCAUGGCUUGGCCACAUGGAGGCAGUGUAAUACAUACAUAUAUACAUGGAGACAGUCACAAGUCCGAAAUAAGCUGCAAUAAUAUUCAGUCAUUCUCUGUAGUAGAAAAGAGAAAAGAAUAAGUCCAACACAUCUUUCUACAUGUGUUGCAUCAUCAUUUGUGUUCAAGCAUUAUAAUGCUGCAACACUGAUGCUAAUUCAUUAGCGUGUCUAAGGUGUUUUCCAUUGUUUGUUAGGCAUACUGUAGUUUCAGGCGAAACUACAGUAUGCAGUUGUUUUUAAUUUUCUUUGUUUUAUAUUCAGUGUGGUGUCAAUAAACUGCUUGAAGCCUCUUUUUUAGAUUAAUUGUUCUACAUCUUAUACAGUGAGUUGAGUUGAGUUCCAUGCUUGUAUCCCAUAUUUUUGCAUUCAGGUGAAAGCAAAAAUUAAGUAGGGUCAAAGGUCUCUCAAGGCACCACUGUACUAUUUAUUAUUAUUAUUAUUGUUUUUUUUACAAAUUAACCAAUCAACCAAUUAUCUAACAUAAAUAGAUAUUCUGUGUAAAAGGCACCUGUGGAUAUAAACUGGGUGUGCACUGGUGCUACAGACUGAAAACGCAUCUUAAGUUAUAUUCCCUUCCAUAUUUUUGCCAUAAUGUGUCAAACUUGCUUUGCCGUGUGUGCGGGCAUGAACAUUUACAAGCUGUUAUAUACAUCGGGUAGCGUAGCAGUUAACAUAGCGUGGGAUCAAUUGACAAGCAGAUCAGAUGCAGCGGAGGGCGUUAAGGAAAAGAAAGGAGCCAAGGGAGUUUGAAAAAGGAGGUGUGAUGGGGUGAGCAGUGGAAGGAAGGAGGGGGUGAAGCUCCUGAAAAGACAUAUAAAGGUGAAAGUGGACUUUGGAGCUUCGCAGUCACUUUUGCCGACAGCCACAUCCACUGCUCUCCACCCACCCGCCUCCUCUCCCUCUCCUCCUCAACGCUUCAUUCAUCACAAACCUGCAGCAAAGUCUCUUGGGUUUCCAUUUAUUCCGCCUCAUUAUCAUGGACACAUCGACAAGCAUCUCCGCCGCCAGCGAGGCCCUACGCCGCAUGGUGGUAGUCACGGCGCUGACGCUGGCCAACGUCGUCCACCCGAUGCCCGUGCCGACGGACGUGCCCAUGUGCACCGCCUCUGAAUCCGCCCAGUACAACUUGACUUUUACCGGCAAGUGGACGAGGGCGGCGUUCCCCAAACAGUAUCCCGUGUACCGCCCCCCUGCACAGUGGUCCAACCUUGUUGGCGUGACCCACAGCUCUGACUACCACAUGUGGCAGCGUAAUGGCUUUGCCAGCAAUGGAGUGAGGGAGUUCACGGAGAAAGCCGAAGCUUGGACGCUCAUGAAGGAAGUGGAGCAAGCCGGGGAAGAGAUUCAGAGUGUUUAUGCCAUCUUCUCAGCUCCUGCUGUCGUAGGAGGCACCGGCCAGAGCAGCGCUGUGGUCGAAGUCUUUGCCAGACACUCCUAUCUGUCGUUUAUCGUGCGCCUCAUUCCGAGUCCCGACUGGUUCGUGGGAGCAGACAGUGUGGACCUGUGCGACGGUGACCAGUGGAAAGACAGUUUGUCUCUGGAGCUCUUCCCGUACGACGCUGGGACUGACAGCGGGUUCACGUUCUCCUCUCCUAACUUUGAGACCAUGCCGCAGGACAAAAUCACUGAGAUAACCUCAUCCUUCCCAAGCCACCCCGCAAACUCCUUCUAUUACCCACGCCUGAAGCAUCUCCCACCCAUCGCCAAGGUAACGCUGACCAAGAUAAAGAAGAUGAAUCGGAUAAUUAGCCUCCCGGUGGAACCCACCCAAUCCAACCUGCUGCCAACAGGGAAUGAGAUUGAGGACAACCUCAUAAAAACACCGCUGGACUGCGAGGUGUCAGCGUGGUCUCCCUGGGGCCUGUGCAAGGGCAAGUGCGGUAAAGCUGGCCUGCAGCACCGCACGCGCUACAUCCUCAUGCACCAUGCCAACAACGGCGCCCCUUGCCCCCUGCUGGAGGAGGAACGGAAGUGCAUCCCGGAUAACUGCUUAUGACUAGACCUGGAAAUGAAACAGGAGAAGAAGAAGAGGAACAACGGCGGAGGGAGGAAGGACCGGAAGGUGCGGCAAGGUCGGAAAAGACGGCGGAGGAGAUUCUAUGGGAAAAGGUCCGUGGUUUAGUCGCUUGAGUCAUGAACUGGACCUGCUCAAUUGUGUAAAAAUAAGCUUCUAAUGAAUCCUAAUGAUAGAUCUGAAAUUAAAGGGAAAACUGUACUUUGGUGUUGUCACCUUUAGACAAGAAUCCAAUGUUGCGGGUGAUCAAUAAGUGGCUUUAGGAUGAAUAGAAUGC
Molecule: messenger RNA, 5998 nt
Organism: Syngnathoides biaculeatus (alligator pipefish)
Lineage: Eukaryota; Metazoa; Chordata; Actinopteri; Syngnathiformes; Syngnathidae
Gene: spon2b
Product: spondin 2b, extracellular matrix protein
Exons: 7
Coding region: 4684-5703 (339 amino acids)
Biological process (GO): cell adhesion
Cellular component (GO): extracellular matrix
Source: RefSeq, a predicted model, not a curated record